AUGGAGGAGGACCAGAAGGCCAGCUCCCCUGAUGAAGAGGAGACCAUCACCUCUGACUACCAGAUUUUACAUAAACUGGGCCAAGGCAGUUUUGCUGAGGUCAAUCUUGCAUGUCACCUGCCUACAAAUAUUUGUGUGGCUAUUAAAAAACUGAAAAGGGGCAAUGACUCUGUAAUUAAGAGUGAAAUACUUGCUUUGAAAGCCAUGGAUCAUCCCAACAUUGUCCGACUGUACAGCAUAAUUAACACACAGGAGUUUACGUAUCUUGUCAUAGAGAACGCUCCAGGAGGAACCCUAUUGAAUCAUGUGCUCACAGCAGGCACACUGGCAGAGGCGGAGGCCCAGAGACUGUUUUCACAACUAGUGUUGGCUGUGGCACAUUGCCAUGCCAAGGGAUUUGCCCAUCGCGACAUCAAGCCCGACAACAUCUUGCUGGAUAAGAAAAAUAGUAUCAAACUGUGUGACUUUGGCCUCUCGAUUCAAGCCACUCCUGGCAAGAUUCUUAAGCGAUGCUGUGGUGCAACCUUUUACUGUGCCCCAGAAAUGCUAGACGGUCAGGGCUAUGAUCCCAAGAUGCAGGAUAUCUGGAGUCUGGGAAUAGUACUCUAUUUCUCAGUCUCCGGAUACCUCCCGUUUAAAGGGGUAACACGCUCUAACCUAAAAGAACAUAUCUUGGUUACGUGUAAACAAAAAGACCUUGGCCUCCCUUCAGGACUGUCAAGUGACAUAGUUAACAUCAUCCACACCCUGUUGACGGUUAACCCCAGGUUGAGGCCCGCAAUUGAUGACAUCAAGACCCACCCUUGGUUGACGUUUGGUGGAAAACCUGCCCAGCCCCCCUGCAAAGACACACCCGUGGACAGCGCUCACCACCGCAUUUCUCUCCUGAUGAGCAUCCUGGGCUACAGUGCCGACGCGCUCACGCAGGCGCUACACGACAAGACCUACGACAGCGUGAUGGCCGCGUACUUGAUCUUAAAGCACGAAAGUCCCUGGGGAGAACAUGCUGAAGGGCAAAGUGCAUCGAGGUUCUCCAGUGGUGUGGUUAGGACCCUGCUGGGAAGACCGGUCAGCGAAGGUGCCCGCCCUACACUCGCCAUAUCUGCCAAGCCACACGGCCAGAAAGCCACUGGUGACAGGCAGAAGCACAGCUGCCCUGACAUCUGUGCCCCACAGCCUGACUGUGCUGUGCCCGAGGUGAGCGGUUCUGCCGAGCCCAGCAGCAGCUUGUCUGGAAGCAAUGCACUACCAGUGGACACAUCAGCUCCUGUCUCCUCCAGUGUGCCCUCAGAGUCUGUGACCUCCAGUAGGCUAGGUGACAUAGAAAUUGAAACUGAUGACAAUUGCACAGAGGAUGCCAGCCCAAGAAGCCAGUCUCCAACCAAUCCUGGGAUGAGCUCUGUGGUCUGGGACCAUGGAGUGAGGGUCAGCCUGGAUUCUUCAGAAAGUACCAACAAGAACUGA
Messenger RNA from Jaculus jaculus (lesser Egyptian jerboa), 1464 nucleotides. RefSeq names its product sperm motility kinase X-like. NCBI's taxonomy places the organism in Eukaryota, Metazoa, Chordata, Mammalia, Rodentia, Dipodidae. Bases 1 to 1464 code for a protein of 487 amino acids. Gene Ontology annotation, biological process: protein phosphorylation; microtubule cytoskeleton organization; intracellular signal transduction. Gene Ontology annotation, molecular function: protein serine/threonine kinase activity; tau-protein kinase activity; ATP binding. Gene Ontology annotation, cellular component: cytoplasm. The record is from RefSeq and is a predicted model, not a curated record. The transcript is spliced from 2 exons.